Molecule: messenger RNA, 999 nt
Organism: Fusarium subglutinans
Lineage: Eukaryota; Fungi; Ascomycota; Sordariomycetes; Hypocreales; Nectriaceae
Product: RNA and export factor-binding 2
Exons: 8
Coding region: 1-999 (332 amino acids)
Biological process (GO): mRNA export from nucleus
Cellular component (GO): nucleus
Molecular function (GO): mRNA binding
Source: RefSeq, a predicted model, not a curated record
AUGGCUGACAAGAUGGAUCGCGGUCUUGAUGAGAUCAUCGCUGAUACUCGCGCCAAUCGACCUCGCAACCACCGUGGCCAAGGUCGCCGACGUGAACCCCGUAAUGACUACCCUCGCGAUGGUGUUAGAAAGGUUGGUUUCUCCUCAGACGGCAACUCGGCCUUCUUCUCCGUUCGCGACGAUUCACGAAACCUUGAUAGCGAAUGGGUCCACGACCGAUUCGAAGAGAACAACAAUCGCCGAGCUCCUGCUCCUCGUCGCCGCCGCGAAUCACCAGACCAGGAGUCCAAGGGCGCCAAGCUCAGAGUUGACAACAUUCACUAUGACCUCACUGAGGAAGACCUGGAUGAGCUAUUUCGAAGAAUUGGCCCAAUUGUUCGCCUUCAGCUACGGUAUGACCGCGCUGGGCGAUCCGAGGGGACUGCUUACGUGACGUACGAACUGAAGGAGGACGCUCAGGAGGCGGUCAAACAGUUUGAUGGUGCCAAUGCCAAUGGUCAACCCAUUCGAUUGACUCUGCUACCCUCGCGAAACCCAUUUGAUACCGCCGUUAUGCCCGGCCGUCCACUGGCAGAGCGAAUCUCGAGUCCGGGGGAACGAAGAUCCCAUUCCCCCCAUCGCCGGUAUGAUGAUGACGAUGCUGCCCGCAGAGGAAUCGAUAGAUAUGUUCCCGGUCAGGGUCCUCGCCGCAGCCCAAUGCCUCGACAGGGUGGUCGGGGCCGCGGUCAGGGUGGUCGUCGCCCUGGAGCUCGACGCGAUGGCAGAGACGGCAGAGAUGGGAGCAGAGAUCAGGAGGGCGGACGCGGCGGACGAGGCAACCCUCGUGGAAAGAAGACACAGGAGGAGCUGGAUGCAGAGAUGGCGGACUACUUUGGCGGCGGUGACAACGCGCAGGCCACGGAACCUGCUCACCAGCAAAAUGCACCCACUGCUCAGACACAGGCACCGGCGCAGACUCAAGCUCAAGCUGCAACCGACGAUGUUGACAUGAUCGAGUAG